Lasiodiplodia theobromae is the source of this 1275-nucleotide messenger RNA. RefSeq names its product Cop9 signalosome complex subunit 4. The record is from RefSeq and is a predicted model, not a curated record. Gene Ontology annotation, cellular component: COP9 signalosome; cytosol. Lineage: Eukaryota; Fungi; Ascomycota; Dothideomycetes; Botryosphaeriales; Botryosphaeriaceae. Bases 1 to 1275 code for a protein of 424 amino acids. The transcript has a single exon.
AUGAAUCCCGACACUCUUGCCUCUGCCGACGUCACUGCAGCUCUGCAGGAGCUCGAAUCAUCUCCUGCCGCGUCCAAGACCACCGGCUACAACGACCUGCUCACCAAGAUCAUCGACACCUCUACCCCCGAUACUCUCGCCCCCAACCUCAUUGCCUACGCCGAGUCACUUCUGGGAGACACUAUUGGCAUCGUAGCCUCUCGGCCACUGCUUGCAUCUUUCGUGUUGCGCUUCCGCGAGCUCAGCGAUGCCGAUGUCAAGAUUGAGGUGGGCACACGGGCAUUGGCACUACUGGCACCCAAGGUCGUGUCGUACGAGGAGCAGGAUACCGCCAUCAAGGAAAUCCUGGCCGAUGCGUACCAGGCGAACGACGACUUCAUCGCUUCCGCAAAGAUCCUCCAGGCCAUUCCGCUCGACUCGUCGCAGCGCACCAUUUCCGCCGACGACAAGGCCGCCGUCUGGAUCCGCAUUGUGCGCUGCUACUUAGAAGAGGAUGACCCGACCUCCGCCACAACCUAUCUCAACCGCGUAAAGAACGUCCUGCACGGUGUUACCGACAAGACCACCAAGCUUCAGUUCCAGCUGUCCCAGGCCCGCAUCCACGACUCGCAGCGUAGCUUCCUCGACGCCAGCUCCGCCUACCACCAAAUCAGCAACGAGCCCAUCAUCGAUGAGGAGGAGCGUCUCCACACCCUUUCUGCCGCCAUUGUCUGUGCCGUUCUGGCGCCCGCCGGUCCGCAGCGCUCGCGCACCCUCGCCCGACUCUACAAGGACGACCGCGCCUCGCAGGUCGACCAGUACGCCAUCCUGGAGAAGAUAUUCCUAGAUCGGCUACUCAUACCGGCCGAGGUCGAGGCGUUCGCCGCCAAGCUGCAGCCGCACCAGCUGGCCAAGACGUCGGAUGGUAGCACUGUGCUUGAUAAGGCUGUGCUCGAGCACAACCUGCUCGCUGCAUCGCGCUUGUACAGCAAUAUCGGCAUCGACCAGCUGGCCGAGUUGCUUAACGUCGAUGCCGAGCGCGCCGAGGCCUACGCUGCGCAGAUGAUCGAGCAAGGGCGUCUGGCUGGUUAUAUUGACCAGAUCGCCCGCUUUAUCUACUUCGAAGGCGGCGAGGGCUCCGGCCAGCGCAAGACUGGCCAUCUUGAGCGCAUAGUCGGAGGUGAGCUGCGUAAAUGGGAUGACAAUGUCAGGAGCCUGGCUGAGGAAGUUGAGCGCGUGACGACUAUGGUUCAGAGCCAGCACCCCGAGUUCUAUGCGAAGACGAUGGUGGUGUGA